AUGGGUUCCAUUCAUACUUUAGACAGUGGACCACUACCCACUGAUGAACUCGCAGGGAAUUCCGGUGAGCGUCUAAAUACUGAAGCCUUGGAUUCUCUUGAGACAUUUGCGCAGCGACGCGUGUUGGACACUGUCUCCCAGCUUCGGAAAUGCGGGCUGGACAGCGUCUUAUCCUUACCGCAAUUAGUUGUUUGCGGUGAUCAGUCGGCAGGUAAAAGUUCGGUACUGGAGGCAUUGACUGAAAUUCCCUUUCCGCGCAAAGACAAUCUGUGUACAAGGUAUCCAACUGAGAUAAUAUUACGGCACGGAAAAUCUGAUUCACUCCAGAUCAGAGUGAUACCCGACUCUGAACGCUCCGCUGAAGAGCAGAAGUCAAUAAAAGCCUUUAGGGAGACCAUAACAAGCUUCGACGACUUACCUGAAGUUAUGAAAAAAGCAACGGUGCUGAUGGGAAUUGAUAAAGUGCACGAUCAUGAGGGCGGCAAUGACAAUCACCGGCGAGCAUUUGCACGUGAUGUGCUCAGUGUUGUAAUAGAAGGGGCCAAGGGCCUAAUCGGCCGCAGCUCACGGUUGUCGAUUUACCUGGGAUAG
Aspergillus luchuensis is the source of this 591-nucleotide messenger RNA. RefSeq lists its product as uncharacterized. Gene Ontology annotation, cellular component: cytoplasm; membrane; microtubule. Gene Ontology annotation, molecular function: GTPase activity; microtubule binding. The coding region runs from base 1 to 591 and encodes 196 amino acids. The transcript is spliced from 2 exons. The record is from RefSeq and is a predicted model, not a curated record. NCBI's taxonomy places the organism in Eukaryota, Fungi, Ascomycota, Eurotiomycetes, Eurotiales, Aspergillaceae.